AUGGAUGGGCUACGCAUUACUUGUCUCCUCAAUCCCUCCAAAACGAAUCACUUUCGUAUCAAUGACCUGGAGGCCAUUCUCAUCCUAAACGGGUUCUACCCCUCGCGAGAGGACAUUGAGCAAGCCAGAGAAAAGUACGGUGACUUUGUAUCAAAAAAACAGGUGGAGGAUGAGCUUUGCAGACAGAAAAACAAACCACCGAUUCAAAUGAAGAUCCUGUUUGAAGAAAUCAAGGACAUGUUGAAAGUGAAACGUGGCUACUUCAGUAGGGAGGAUCUGAUCACUCUGUUUGCAGAAGAGAAGCGACCUCUCAAGGAGCAGGAUGUGGACACACUUUUGAAGGACAUUUGCGAUAACGGCUUUCUUGAGAGAUUGACAAGGCCUGUGAAUGCAAGUGAAUGA
Messenger RNA from Hydatigera taeniaeformis, 402 nucleotides. The record is from the annotation of a GenBank genome assembly. Lineage: Eukaryota; Metazoa; Platyhelminthes; Cestoda; Cyclophyllidea; Taeniidae.